This is a messenger RNA of Mastomys coucha (southern multimammate mouse), 5051 nucleotides long. RefSeq names its product transducin beta like 2 (gene Tbl2). NCBI's taxonomy places the organism in Eukaryota, Metazoa, Chordata, Mammalia, Rodentia, Muridae. The record is from RefSeq and is a predicted model, not a curated record. Gene Ontology annotation, cellular component: endoplasmic reticulum. The coding region runs from base 612 to 1940 and encodes 442 amino acids. The transcript has 7 exons. Gene Ontology annotation, biological process: endoplasmic reticulum unfolded protein response. Gene Ontology annotation, molecular function: protein binding.
UCAGAGCACGUGAAGCACUCAAAGAAGCGAGGUUCCGCCUCCGGCCUGAGCAGCUAAGUCCCGCCCCUCGGGUCGUGUCAACGGCCAGGUCUCGCUCCUCCUAACACUCAAACUACCAACUCUUCCUCCCCAAAAGACGAAGACAAUCAAGAUUGGCUCCUAAAGACGCCUCAAAGGCCAAGCUCCUCUCCCACAGUACGUGUCAUUGGGCCCAGCCCCUCCAAGCGCGCCAACGAACAGGCCCCGCCCCCACGAGAACACUAACCGCCAGGCCCACCCCUCGAGGCGCGCACGUCCCAGGCUCCGCCCAAUAGAGGGAGCUCCAACUGCCAGGCCCCGCCCCCCCGGAUAAUGCUAACGGCCAGGCCCCGCCCUCGAGGAGCUCAAGCGGCCAACCUCCGCCCGGCAGAGCGCUCCAACCGCCAGGUCCCUUCCCAUAGGACGUGGUAACGGUUAGGUCCCGCCUUCUGAGGCGCGCUUAGGACUAGGCCACUCACAGAAGAGCCCAGUCCCGCCCCUCGAGGCGCGCCAACGGUCCUCCCCUGCCCCCUCGUGCGCCGAGACGUGAGGACGCCGGCGUCGUAGGCUGAGGUGGCAGCUGUCCCGCAAUCAUGGAGCUGCCGCAGAUGCCGGAGCUGAUGGGGCUGUCCCUCCUGGUGGGUCUGCUGGCCCUGGUGGCCACGGCGGCUGUGGCGCGGGGCUGGCUGCGGGCCGAGGAGAAGCCCAGCCAGCCCGUCUGUCAGAAAGAAAAUGAACCCAAGAAGUCAGGAUCCAAGAAGCAGAAACAGAAUCAGCGGGUUCGUAAAGAGAAGCCUCAGCAGCACAACUUCACGCACCCUCUUCUGGCCGCAACUCUGAAGAGCCACAGUGGGAAUAUAUCCUGCAUGGACUUCAGCAGCAACGGCAAGUACCUGGCCACUUGUGCAGAUGACCGCACAGUCCGUAUCUGGAGCACCAAAGAUUUCCUCCAGCGAGAACACCGCAGCCUGAGAGCCAAUGUGGAGCUGGACCAUGCCACCUUGGUGCGCUUCAGCCCUGACUGCAGAGCCUUCAUCGUUUGGCUGGCCAAUGGAGACACUCUCCGUGUUUUUAAGAUGACCAAACGAGAAGAUGGGGGCUUUACUUUCACGGCCACGCCAGAGGAUUUCCCUAAAAAACACAAGGCACCCAUUAUCAACAUUGGUAUUGCUGACACAGGGAAGUUCAUCAUGACGGCCUCCAGUGACAUGACUGUCCUCAUAUGGAAUCUGAAAGGUCAGGUGCUGUCCACAAUCAACACCAACCAGAUGAACAACAGUCAUGCUGUUAUCUCCCCAUGUAGCAGGUUUGUGGGUUCGUGUGGCGUCACCCCAGAUGUGAAGGUCUGGGAGGUCUGCUUCGGGAAGAAAGGAGAAUUCCAGGAGGUACAGCGAGCCUUUGAACUGAACGGUCACUCUGCAUCUGUCCACUCUUUUGCUUUCUCCAAUGAUUCUCGGAGGAUGGCCUCUGUCUCCAAGGAUGGCACAUGGAAGCUAUGGGACACAGAUGUGGAAUACAAGAAGCAGCAGGACCCCUACUUGCUAUGGACAGGCCGCUUUGAAGAGGCGAGCACCAUGCCUUGCCGCCUGGCACUCUCCCCUGACACCCAUGUCCUGGCCUUGGCCACUGGCACCAAUAUUCAUCUCUUCAACACUCGACUUGGGGAGAAGGAGGAGUACUUCGAGUGUGUCCACGGGGAGUGCAUUACUGACUUAACUUUUGACAUCACUGGCCGCUUUCUGGCCUCCUGUGGGGACCGUGCAGUGCGGCUCUUCCACAACACCCCUGGCUACCGGGCUGUGGUGGAGGAGAUGCAGGGCCUCCUAAAGCGGGCAUCCAGUGAAAGUACCCGCCAGAGGGUGCAGCAACAGCUGACCCGGGCCCAAGAGGCUCUAAAGAGCCUGGGUGCCCUAAAGAAGUGACUCUGGCUCUAGAUGGGUCUGGCUGCCUGCCCCAGCGGCUGGUUCUUCCCAAGUACCCCUGGGAUGGAGACCUGGAGGAGCCUCCCAAUUUUCUUCCUGGUGCCCCCUACUUUUUCCUAUUGAAACUAUUCUUACAUACUCAGAUCUAUCUCUCUCUGUCUCUCUCUACUUGUUUGACUCUUCCCAGACUGAAAGGUGCUGUUUUUCAACAGGCACUAGGGGUAGAAUCUGUCUUCACCUAGCACUGAGGAGUAGAGAGAAGACAGAGCAAAACCUUUGAUGGUUUGGCAAAAGACCCUGACAUCCAAAGAAGUUUGUCAGUGUAGAGGUGAAACCCUAGGUCACCAGGGACAAGCUGCUGUUAUAAGAGUUCAGAAUGUGUUUUAUAAUGCUUCAUGGUGAGCCUCCCAUCUGGACCAGGGUCCUGAUAGCAGCAAGAAGUAAUUAAGGACUGGUCUUUGUUGGCAUGGUCUGUAAUCGCAGCACUCCACAGGUAAAGGUGAGAGGAUCAGGGAUUCAAGGCCAGCUUGGACUACAUAGUGAAUUCUAGGUCCUCCUGGGCUCCAUCCAUAUGGAGAGAAACCUUGAGGAGAUUGUUUUUUCCUAGGCUUCAGUUUUCUUAUUUGUAAAAUGACCUUCCUGCAAAGAUGUUGUGAGACUAAAAGUGUAACAAUGUUCCCACGCAUGGAGCAUAACAGUGCAGGCUAGUUUCGAUAACUACGAGGUAAACAUGGGAAACAGACCAUGUUCUGCAAGCAAACUAGAAAGAACCACAGCCCUUGUGAAGCCAAAUUUCCUAGGGCUCUGCUUGUUCAUUCAUCUUGGAUAAAUAUGGUGGUUUGGUUCACGUGCCUUGAGAAGUUAUGCCAUCUGAAGAGGGUGCUCCUCUCUCUUGGAGACUUCUUGAAUCAUCACUUCAGGACCUGCUUCAUGGGACUAGCAACUGAUGCUGGCUAACACAGACAGACAAGACUAGGCCUGCUGCCAAGGGUAAAGCUGGUGGGAAGACCUAGAGGCUGGCGUCUGUGACGUGCUUUUUGUUCAUUUACAGCUGCAGGGGAGGUUGUGGACAUGAGGCCUGACCGUAGUGAAUCCAGGACAAUGAUGGGGAAUGAAUGGAAUGCACCCACUAAGAGACUGGGUCUCAUGUACAUUUGAAGACUGCUUGGAUCCAAGGGGUGAGGAAGAUGUCAGGAAUCUAGGAAGGCUUGAAUCUAGCAAAAAGUACCCAUCCGGGUUAGCUUUGAUCUCUCACUUAAAAGUAGGGCCUCUUCCUGCCGUCCUCAAGACUACAGGAUGUUUAGAACAAGGCACAACCCUGAAGUUGACCUUGAUGGCUCCCUUGUCACUCUUUCCACCACCGCUGCUCCAUCCAGAUGGCAUGCAGCAUCUACUGUCUCUCCCAGUCUUCUGUUACCAUUCCUGUCUGAGCCACUGUCCGUAGUCUAUGGAUAGUACUUCUGUUUCCAACCACUUUACUUCAAGUCACUUCUACAUAGUUUAGCCAACUUUGGGGAAACAAAAAUGGUGUUUUGGGUCAUGCCAUUCCCAAAAGGCUUCCUUCCCUCUACUUUUGGAAUGAAACCCCAAACUCUCCUUGUGGCCUGCAUAGUGUUGUGAAAUGUAGCCACUCUUGUGAUCUUUUUUUGCAGUGGUCCAACCCACCCCCUUCUUCCUGUUUACUAACCCAGGCAGUUAACAGGCUCCAGGUGUGGGCUGGUCCCUCUUGUGUGCUGCAAGCAUUUUUCCUUUCUGUUGGCAGACUUGUCAAUGCGAUUCAGUCCUUGUCACUUUCACUAGAAAACAGUUACCGCCUCACCCACUCCCUCCGAAGUAGCCCUUUCCACCAAUCCUGUUCUGCCUGGUGCCCUGCUGCUGUCCUUCUUUUGUAUGACUUGGUGCUUUCUGAAACCAUCUUGUCUGGCUAUGUGUUUACUGCAGUGUCAGAGAAGGGCAGUGAGUAGGGUUAAGAGUGGGGAUUAGGCCCAUCACCUAGUUGUGAGAUGGGAGGAAAAUGGUAGAGGCUGCACUAGGCUGGUGGCCGUGUGUCCUGGAUACACAUUGGGUAGAAGGUGCUACUGAUUGUUAGAAUCCCGCAAAAGUUGCCAGUUUCAAAGAAGUUAGAUGUUGGCACGGUACUUUGCAAGGAGGCACCCUGGUGGACUGCACCAAACCUUGACGGAGGAGGACGCAGCUCGUCAGUCUCAUUGGCUGUUAAGGCUUCUUCCUUGCUUUUCUUCCUUUUGCAGUCCUAGGAAUGGAACCCAGGGCCUCGUGCAGGUAGACAAAUAGCUCUGCUGCUGAGUCAUGCCUCAACCCCUCACUGGGAGAUGCUAGCCAAAGGCUCUCUGCUCAGCUACAGCCCUCACUGGACAAAUGUUCUUCCACUGAGCCUCUAGCACCAGUUUGUGAAAUUGCUGAAGAAUGUGUUGGAGCAGAAUCCUUGUUGGUCUGCCUUGCUCUGGAUCCCAAGUCAACUAGCCAGGACAAAGUAAGCUCUCAAUAAAUGGAAGUCUAGAAUCAAUGACAAAACUUUUGAUAUAUAUAUUUUUUCUGCACUCUGCUCUCUAUUGUGGAUUCAGGUUUCUGAUGAGAUCAGCUAUCUUGAGGGCCAUGUGGCCACAGAUGGAUUUGGGCUUCUGAACACACAGCUCUUGCCUCAGGCUUGUGGGGAGGGGGGGUCUGGUGGGCAUCUGCUCUGGUUAUUGAAAGCAUCUGAAAAUGCUUUCACUCGAUUCUGCACUUGUGUUUUGAGAAGUAACUGGCGUUGUAGCUGCACAGGGAAGUUAGUGAACCCUAGUAAGAAUGCUGAGCUGCGGGGCUGGUGAAAUGGCUCAGCAGUUAAGAGCACUGACUGCUCUUCUGAAGGAUCUGAGUUCAAAUCCCAGCAACCACAUGGUGGCUCACAACCAUCUGUACAACUACAGUGUACUCAUACAUAAAAUAAAUAAAUAAAUCUUUAAAAAAAAAAAAUAAGAAUGCUGAGCUGCUCAAGUCAGAAAUCCAUUCCCAGACUGGCCAGGGCCCGUGGCCUGGAGUGGUGAAGUCACAGAGGCUGUUAGACUUUGUCUCUCCAUCUGUAAAAUGGGAAUAAAUGUUCUGUUACCUUAC